CAGUCGCUCCUCCACCACAAGCCAAACAAGACGCAAGGCAGAGAUUGUACACAAAAAUUCCGCGAACGGCGCGCGGCUUCGAAUGAAAACAAUCCAAGUGACCGAAGAAAGAUAUGAAGCGAUCGUAUUUUAUCUUCUCGUUCCAAGAAGAUGCUGGAAGUUUUUUUGCAACCAAUUUCUAAUUACAUAGUAUUCUGAGAAUUUACGAAGCUAAUUAGUGAGACUCCUGGUAGCGAAGUGACAACGCAACUGCUGCUGGUGACCUGUGCGACGUUGUAUAUUGGCCCACACUGCUGCCGCAACUCCUGCCCACCCACCCACGCUCUCGCAGUAUUCAACACUUGAGCGACGAACGACUGGCACAUUCGGCGGGAGCUUCCUUCCAUCAGCCGUAUUGCUAGACAGCUUGAUAAUUUUGUUUUGCGAUACCAUUUCGUUUGUUUCAUUUUUGUCGGUCCGCGAAAAUUUGCAAUCAAGGAAAUAGAUAGACCGUCAGUUGAGAGACAGAACGCGAUUAACGACGAUAAUUCGGACGUCCCAUUUCUACGUUUUGUGCUUCUAUCUAGAAGUUCAGUUUUGUACCGAUCGUGAUUCGCGGGUUUAAUGGACAGUAUGACAAUUUCAGCUAUUCAGGCACCAGAACCGAUUUGGUGCCUGGAACGGCGUGACUCGGGUCGCCUUUUCUGGCGACGGGACGCAUCCAAGGUGAAAUUCCGCUACGACGUGGAGGUUCUCGAAUUUACCAAACACCCCGACGAGGAUCAGUUGCUCAUCACCGACAGCGAGUUGAAGGAGAAGAACGAACGCCACCUCGCGAACAUGGUCGUGGUUUGCGUAACUUGUGUGGCAGCUAUCGCAGUCACGGUUGUGCUGCCCUGGUUUCUGAUCGGCUCUGCGUGAAGUUAUGCUGUUAGGGUUCAUCCCCACCCUGUCCGAUGGCGCACAUCUCCGCGCGCAAACAAAGAUUAGAAUCUAAGCUCAGAUGUAUUUAUAUUAUUAUCACGGAAUAAGCGCACCAGCGAAUAAUAUCUCCAUCAGAAGGGAUAUAGUUUUUGAAUGCCUUCCCCCCUCAGACGGUUGUAAAUAUGAUUGAUAGAUAGUUUGAGGGAAUAGGUUUAAGAUUCACGAAUUGCCUUACACGAGUCCAAAUACUUUGUUUCAGACCCAAUUCGAGAAAGAUAUAUUUAAUCGUCACAAAAAUGUAAAUCAGUACAAGAGUUCCGGAGCGACAGUAUCAAAAUGAUUAUUUGUUGAAAUAUGGGAUAUAGAUUUCAAGGAAGAUAACGAGUUGAACUACAAAUUUACUAUUAAAGGUAGUAUAGAAAAUAGACCUCUCCGUCCUGUGGGAUAUUUUAUCUAUCUGUAGGUAUAUAGAAACAUGGUGACAGGGGUUGUGGUCAUUGAAAAAAAAACGAUAAAACGAACUGAUCUGUAUAGACUUUAAAUGAUUUUGAUUGUUGACCGGUUUCAGUUAUACUGUUAUCUCCAUAUAAUGGAGACGGUUGUGUGAUAUUCUACGAAUGGAUAGAAUAGAGUGUUAAAAUAGUUUUGGUAAAAAAAGCAUGAAAUGGCUAGACUUA
Molecule: messenger RNA, 1580 nt
Organism: Toxorhynchites rutilus septentrionalis
Lineage: Eukaryota; Metazoa; Arthropoda; Insecta; Diptera; Culicidae
Exons: 3
Coding region: 604-900 (98 amino acids)
Source: RefSeq, a predicted model, not a curated record